GUCUCUUCCUCCGUGCCGCAACAGCUACUACAGCCUCCUCUUUCUCUCCCCAAAGGGCUCAGUGAUCGAUGAGGCUGAUGAAUGCCCUAACCCUAGCUGCUGGAAUGACGACCACGAGAUUUUUCAUACUGGACGCGGAAGAUAUUGAAUUCGGAACGACCUGGUGGUUCGUCUAUGCCGGAGUUUCGUGCUUUCUUGUUCUCUUCGCCGGUAUAAUGUCUGGUCUCACCUUGGGUUUGAUGUCUCUCGGACUCGUUGAACUCGAGAUUCUUCAGAGAAGCGGUACCUCUACUGAGAAGAAACAAGCAGCUACUAUCCUACCAGUUGUCAAAAAGCAACAUCAACUUCUUGUGACACUGCUUCUUUGCAAUGCUGCCGCCAUGGAGGCUCUUCCUAUAUACCUGGAUAAAAUUUUUCAUCCUUUUGUUGCUGUUGUGCUAUCUGUUACUUUUGUACUAGCUUUCGGAGAGGUAAUUCCACAAGCAAUAUGUAGCAGAUACGGACUUGCUGUGGGUGCAAAUUUUGUGUGGCUUGUGCGUAUUUUGAUGAUCAUAUGCUAUCCUAUUGCUUACCCUAUUGGAAAGAUUCUAGACACUGUAUUGGGGCAUAAUGAUGCCUUGUUUAGGCGAGCUCAGUUGAAAGCCCUUGUCUCUAUCCACGGCCAAGAGGCUGGUAAAGGCGGCGAACUCACACAUGAUGAGACUACAAUCAUAAGUGGAGCAUUGGAUUUAACUGAAAAGACUGCAGAGGAGGCUAUGACACCUAUUGAAUCAACAUUUUCCCUGGAUGUCAAUUCGAAGUUGGACUGGGAAGCCAUAGGAAAAAUUCUUGCACGAGGUCAUAGUCGUGUUCCCGUCUAUUCUGGGAAUCCAAAGAACAUUAUUGGACUCUUACUGGUGAAAAGUCUUCUCACGGUACGGGCAGAAACGGAGACUCCGGUUAGUGCUGUUUCCAUCAGGAAAAUUCCCAGGGUUCCAGCUGAUAUGCCUUUGUAUGAUAUCCUCAAUGAGUUUCAGAAGGGAAGCAGUCAUAUGGCAGCUGUAGUGAAAAUUAAGGGAAAAGACAAGAACACUCAGCCUGCUUGUGAUGGAGAGAAAUUUGGAGAAUCUAAAGUUACCAUGGGAAUUCCCAAUUGACAACCCCCUUGUUAACCACACAUGAUGAACAUUGGGACAGUGUUGCCAUCGAUGUCGAAAAGGGUUCAAAACCUGCCAAGCAAACCUCUUUUCAACAAAGCUGUGCUGCAACAAACAGUUCAGUUCAUCUGUCUGAAGAUAUUGAAGAUGGGGAAGUCAUUGGCAUCAUCACACUAGAGGAUGUGUUUGAAGAACUUCUGCAAGUAAUCUCUAUUUCUUCACUCAAUUUCAUUGCGUCUUAAACCUGGAGUGUCCAGGUGAUGUGUCUGGCUUUUGGAUCAGUUUCAGUUCGAUCUCAUGGAAAAUAUUUCAGCUUGGUGCUCCUAAAUAUGCUGUUCAGUCAUCUCAUUAAAUGAAUAAAGAACUGAUGUGCUUUACUCAUUGAUUGGAGUGAUACACUCAUUGCCUUGAAGGUUGAUGAUUUGCGAAUGGUUAUUGAUAAAUCUAUUCACUGAUGCAGGAGGAAAUUGUAGAUGAGACUGAUGUAUAUGUUGAUGUACAUAAACGGAUACGUGUUGCAGCUGCUGCUGCCGCUUCAUCUGUUGCCCGGGCACCUUCAAGUCGGAGACUGACCAGUCAAAAGCAUGCAGGAGGCCAAGGUAAGCAAGGGCAAGCCCCAAAGAAGUCCUCUGAGGAUGAAUAACAUUCAAAAGGGCACUAGAAAAUCUUGAGGCGCCUCGCUUCUUAGCAACACAAGAUGAUUUUGCAGCUCUGAUGAAACACGAUAGAUGUAAAGUUGUAUGGUUUUGGGCUUAUUCUCCGUCCCCCUUAACCAGCUAAUGCAGUUUUUAAUUUUGUGUAAUUUGCAAAAUUGUAGAAUCUAGUGCAAUAAUUUUCUCCUCUAGCUGCUUUUAAUUGUUCUCAGUUUUGGGUCAUGAAACUCAUUCUUUGUUGUGGGGUUUGAACGGGGAUGUACUGUUCUUAUAA
This is a messenger RNA of Ilex paraguariensis (yerba mate), 2063 nucleotides long. The record is from the annotation of a GenBank genome assembly. Lineage: Eukaryota; Viridiplantae; Streptophyta; Magnoliopsida; Aquifoliales; Aquifoliaceae.